Molecule: messenger RNA, 618 nt
Organism: Aspergillus calidoustus
Lineage: Eukaryota; Fungi; Ascomycota; Eurotiomycetes; Eurotiales; Aspergillaceae
Source: the annotation of a GenBank genome assembly
AUGGCCACCCCACCCGCCAACCCUACCACUCCUUCAACAGAAGCAACCCCCGAACUCCCCGGCAAAGGCUACGUGAUCAACGGUUUUCCCGCCCCGGGCCUCCGCAAAACCAUCCGGCACAUCACGGGCUACAACGAGGCGGGCCAGAGCGUGUUCCUCUCGACCGAGUGCGGCGACCACCACCGCGACAUGGCGCGAGGGCCGCACCGUCGCGAAUAUCCUGCUGCCAAGGAGGCCGAGCCCCCCAUCCACAUCCCCAAUGGAACCGUUGUCCGAAUGAUUGAUUUCGGCCCCAACGUCCAAUCCCCGCUGCACCGGGUGAUAAGUGUCGACUACGGUGUGGUCCUGGAGGGCGAAUUCAAGCUGAUUCUCGACUCCGGCGAGGAGCAGAUCAUGCGGCAGGGGGAUUUCUGCGUGCAGCGCGCGAGCGCGCACAAGUGGCAUAACAUCACGGGCGGUGGGACGCUGCCUGGCCGCAUGCUGUGGAUUCUGGUGGAUUGUGGUGAUGUGGAAAUUGGUGGUGAGAAGAUGAUGGGGUAUCUGGGGACCUUGGCCAAGGAGUAUGUUGGGGUUGAGGGGAUGGAGGAGGAUGUUAAUGCUGCUCUUGAGGGCAAGUGA